Aspergillus alliaceus is the source of this 2764-nucleotide messenger RNA. Its product is annotated as MIF4G domain-containing protein. Lineage: Eukaryota; Fungi; Ascomycota; Eurotiomycetes; Eurotiales; Aspergillaceae. Bases 81 to 2636 code for a protein of 851 amino acids. Gene Ontology annotation, molecular function: RNA binding; protein binding. The transcript is spliced from 2 exons. Gene Ontology annotation, cellular component: nucleolus. The record is from RefSeq and is a predicted model, not a curated record. Gene Ontology annotation, biological process: ribosomal small subunit biogenesis.
GGCAUAAAGAAAAAGUUUCGUCGCGAGAGCUUCCCGGCAAGACGAGUUUGCGGAGGGAAUAUACUAAUAUUUGGCCCACGAUGCCGCGUCCUAUGCAUAAUACGACUUCGCUGCCGCGGAACUUGCGCGGUGAAUUGGGAAUCAAGGAUACCUAUGGUGAAAGGAAGAGAAGGCUGAACGGACCUGCGAACCGGAAAGAUCGUCGGAAGGCGGAGCGAGACGAGAAGAAGACGAAACGAGCGCCGGUUUCAAGGAGCGGUGGGGGGAGACAUAAGCGCGAGGAAGAUGAUGAGGAUGACUUUGAGGGGUUCGAGGUUGACUCCGGCGCUGAGUCCGACGCAGCUGGCGAGGAAGAUGUGUUUGCCAAGCUGAAGGCUGCGAAGCAGGCGAAACAGCAACCUAAGCCUAUUCUUAAGAAGAAAAAGGCUGAGAAAUCGGAUUCUGAAAGUGGUGAGGAGGAGGAAGAAACGGUCCGACCGCGCAAGGUUUCUCAAGCGGUCCAGGACAAGCUCGACCAAGACGAUGCGGAGAUUGCUGCGUUGGAGAAAAAGCUGGGACUUAAGAAAGGCAAAAAGCUCCCAAAGUCAUUUGAAGAGGACGGGUUGGGUGAUCUGCUUGGUGAUUUGGACGAGGGCUCAGCAGAUGACGGUAAAAAGCGCAAAAGAGAAGCCGACGAAUGGCUGAGAAAUAAGAGAAGGAAGGCGCAAGGCUUGGAGCCCGAGGGUGAAUCUGAAGAAGAUGAUAGCGAUAUGAGCAGUGAGGAAGAGAUGGAUGGCCUGAAUGACUUUGACGAUCUUGACGACGACGAAGAUAUGUUUGACGACGUGGAUGGAGAUGAUGAUGACGAGGCCGAAGAAAGCGAAGAAGACAAGCCAGCCCCGAAGAAACGAGAAAACCCGUUUGUCGCCCCAGUUGUAGAAACGGCUGAGAAUCGCCCACAGAAAUAUAUUCCUCCAUCCCUGCGAGCUGCGUCUGGGUCAGAAUCAGAGUCUCUCACCCGACUGAGAAGACAGGCCCAAGGACACAUCAAUAAGUUGUCCGAGGCGAACCUGGUUUCCAUUUUGGCUGAAUUUGAAAAGCUCUACCGGGAGUACCCUCGAAAAGAUGUGACUUCAACCUUGAUAAAUCUCCUUUUCGGCAUGAUAUGCGAGAGGUCCGCCCUUCAGGAUACCUUCCUCAUCCUCCAUGCUGGGUUCAUCGCAGCCGUAUACAGAAUCGUCGGAAUGGACUUCGGUGCUGAGCUUGUCCAAAAGAUUGUUGAGACAUUCGACGCCCGUGGUGAUGAACGUGGCCAAUUUGAAGGCAAGGAACUCGUCAACCUGAUCUCUCUGCUCUCGCAACUUUACAAUUUCCAUGUCAUCUCAAGUACCUUAAUCUUCGACUACAUCCGACUCUUCCUACAAGACAUCACUGAAGAGAACACCGAAUUGCUCCUGAAGGUCAUCAGAAACUCCGGACCUCAACUCCGACAAGACGACCCUUCCUCUCUGAAAGACAUCGUCCUUCUCAUCCAACCAGCCGUCGCCAGAGCCGGCGAAGUAGCCCUAUCCGUCCGCACCAAGUUCAUGAUCGACACAAUCACCGACCUAAAGAACAACAAGCUGAAAGCCGGAGCCGGCGCAGCUAUAACAACCGAACACAUCACCAAAAUGCGCAAGAUCCUCGGAUCCCUAAACAAUACCCGGGUAGUCCGCGCCUCAGAGCCCAUCAGCAUCUCACGAGAUGACAUCCACAACUCCUCCAAAAAGGGCAAAUGGUGGCUCGUCGGUGCAAGCUGGAGGGAAGACCCCCUCGUAACAGCUCGCCAAGAACUCUCAACCCUCCCAACAGACGAGCAGAACGCCGCCCCAGAAGAGGAAGACAGCGACGCCGAACCUGACUUCGUGAACCUUGCAAAAGCCCACCGUAUGAACACCGACGUCCGCCGCUCCAUCUUCGUCGCCAUCAUGUCCGCAACAGACUACCAAGACGCACACGUCCGAAUCCUCAAACUCCGCCUCAAGAAAGCCCAGGAAUACGAAAUUCCUCGCGUCCUCACCCACUGCGCAAUGGAAGAAGAAGCCUACAACCCCUACUAUACGUUAAUCGCGCGCCGGCUCUGCGGCGAAUCUGGCCGCCGCCUCAAAGUCUCCUUCAUGUUCACCCUGUGGAACAUCUUCAAACGCAUGGGCGAGGCAGGCGAUCUAGACGACGAGGGGGAAGCCUUCGACGACGAAGACGAACAGAACCAACUCCCCAUGAAAGCAAUCGUCAACCUCGCAAAGAUGUACGGUAGCCUCAUCGCGGACAACACCCUCACAUUGGGAAUCCUUAAAACCCUCAAUUUCGCCUACCUGCAGCCGAAAUCCAAGACCUUUGUCGAACUCCUCCUAAUCAGCGUCAUCCAGCAAUCCCAGAAAAAGAAACAGGGCAAAAAGCAAGCCAAGAAGUCUGAGGAUGAAAGAGACGAAAAGGCCUUGUUGGAAAUCUUCAUCCGGACCCGUGAAACGCCUCAGAUUGUCAAGGGGCUGAUCUACUUCCUCCGCAAGGUGGUCGCGAAGUCGGACAUUGUUUCCGGGAAGGAACAGAAGGUGGUUAAGUGGGGAUGCAAUGUUGCUGUUGAUGCGUUGAAAGUAGUUGCGAAGGAGACGGCUUGAUAGGAGUUUUGAGUCUCUUGUACUUGCUUUGGUGGCUUUUUGGCGUUUUGGCUGUGUUUCAUACGGACGUGUGGCGAGUUGGAUAAAAGCAAAAGCAUUGCGUUAGAUCUGUUGCUCCGAUUCACUGU